This is a messenger RNA of Aureobasidium namibiae CBS 147.97, 180 nucleotides long. RefSeq lists its product as uncharacterized. The annotation marks the transcript as partial. Lineage: Eukaryota; Fungi; Ascomycota; Dothideomycetes; Dothideales; Saccotheciaceae. The record is from RefSeq and is a predicted model, not a curated record. The transcript has a single exon.
UUGGGAUUGGCAGCGUAUCUGGCUACAUUGACUGAAGCCAAGCAGUACGCUAUCGAAGAAGCACGAGAGAAGAGGGAAACCGUUCAGUGCAAUUUGCGUUCAGGAACACCAAUCGUGCCCUCUUGGUUUGAUCGGGAUGACAGUCAUCAUACUUCUCGUCUUCAGUUCUGGACAGCCUAA